Messenger RNA from Symbiodinium sp. CCMP2592, 6324 nucleotides. The record is from the annotation of a GenBank genome assembly. NCBI's taxonomy places the organism in Eukaryota, Dinophyceae, Suessiales, Symbiodiniaceae.
AUGGCCUUCGUGACGAAGUUUGCGUUCGCCAUGGGACUGCUGCUCGGGCCUACGGCUCCACGGCUGGUGGGCUUCUGCCUGCUGAUGAUGAGCAUGUGGUCUCUGAGGCUUCACCCCCGGAAGGUCCUCGACAUGAGCUGGCUGGACCUUUUGGUAGCCUUGAGGGCCACCUGGAGGCGCCGAGACCGCAGUAGCCUGGAGCAGGAGAUCAGCAAGAGCUGGGGCUCCGAGGUGCUGGUGACGCUUUCGGUGAGAUCGGGGUUCGAUCUGCUUCUCUCGGCUUUGGCGCUCCCCAAGGGAUCAGAAGUUCUGUUCAUCCCCGGCAUCACCAUCCCAGGAAUGGUUCAGAUAGUGGAAGCCCAUGGGCUCCAGCCCGUGGGGGUUGACCCACCUUCGCCGACGCAGAUGCUCCCAGGCAAGCUGGCUCCAUUCGUGACGCCGCAGACCCGCAUGGUUGUGAUCUCGCACCUCUUCGGGAGCAUUCACAAAGCUUCGGACCUGAUUCGCGAGGCUCAGGCUCUGGGCUUGCUGGUGGUGGAGGACUGCGCGCAGUCCUUCGUAGGCAGUGCGGCGACGCGCUCCCUUGCUUGUGCCUGGCCUAUGGGCUUCCGUGGCCACGAGGUCUCCGAUGUCACGCUCUCGAGCUUCGGCAACAUCAAAACCUUAACGGCCUUGGGAGGGGGGGUUGUCCGUGUCCGUGACGCCAAGCUGCGUUCUCGCAUGCGGGAGAUUGAAGUUGCAUGGCCGGUGCGGAGCAGGGGGCAGAGGCUGUGGACAGUUUUUCGAGCGGUUAUCUCAAAGCUGUUCUUGACGCCCAUGCUUUACGGGCUCUUGGAGGCGGUGAUAACGAUGCUGGGUCUGGACUUUGACCACCUCAUUGUAACUUACGUCCGUGGCUUUGCCAAGUUGGAGUAUAUCCGACAGCAGCCCACCCUGGAGCUUCUAGAGCUCUUGUCGUGGCGGCUGCAGUCGCAGCAGGUAGCAGCCUUCGAAGACGCCUCGCUGCGCUCUUCCGUCAGCCGACGACGGCGCCUGGCCAGGAUCGUCAUCGAGCGUUUGGAGAAGGAAGGCAUCGAGUUCGUGUCCAAGGGUGACGGCACGAAUGCUUGGUGGCUUCUGCCCAUUCUCUGUGAUGACCCCAGGCGGAUGGCGAAAGAGCUGGUCUCCCGCGGCUUCGAUGCCACGAGCACCACCACGCAGCUGCAGCGCGUGGUGGCGGCUGCCACGUGCAAGCAGCAGGCCUUGAGGAUGUCCGAUGGCCAGGACUUCAUGAGCCGCGUCGUCUACCUGCCCUUGACGCCCGUCCUGCGAGAGGCGGAGGCAGCGGCUCUGGCCGAGGCCACCCUGGCUGCCCGAGAGGCCAUGCGUCGCGGCGCGGCGGCGCCGCAGGGACGCCCAAAUGCAGGCAGCAGCCUGCUGGUUUCCCUUGUUGGCCUACUCUUUCUCGUCUGGCCUGCGCUGAUGACAUGGUUCCUGCCUUCGACGAGCACCAUGCGAAGCCUGAUGUGUUGGGCCGGAGUUUUGGGCAUCGUGCUCCUGAUUCUUGUGAGGUGGCUUGCAGCAGACAAGGGCUUGAAACUGGACCCCAAAGUCCUUGAGGCCCUGCCUCCUGUGGUGCGAAGUGAGGGCUUGGAGAUUUGCAAGAAGAUCCCUCUGAGUGUGCGCAUUGAUGGAGCUGUGCUCUUGACUGGUGGUACCGGCUUCGUGGGUGGCGGCAUCCUUUUCUCCUUGCUAGCACGUGCUGAGGAACUGGGCAUCACAAAGAUUGUGCUCAUGGUUCGGCAGCGCUCAGGUAAGAGUCUCGCGGAGCGCAUCAAGAAACUGCGGGAUCACAUCAUGUUCGACGAAGUUCGCGAGGCCUUCGACAAGCUCGUUGUGGGCCUUGAGGGCGACACUUCACAGCGGAAUUUCGGAUGGACAGAGGCGCAGCCGUUGUGGCCACACAAGGAGUGCUUGAAGGCCGUCCUACACUGCGCCGGGGACGUCCGCUUCCAGCAGCCCAUGCAGCAGGCUGCCGUGUCGCUGAUCUCUGCGACGCUCCAGAUGCAGCAGCUCGCCUCGCAGUGGAAGGCCAAGCGCUUCCUGUUCGUCUCCACCGCCUUCGUGCAUGCGGUGCCACCGCCCAGCACCGAAGCACUGCAGGAGAGGCUGGUAGAGCUGCGGGAUUUCGAUGCCAUGGAGCUCUACCGCGAUGCAAUGUCGCACGGUGGUUGGGCACAGACAGCUAUGCGAGAGCUAGGUUUUCCCAACACCUACACAUUCUGCAAGGCUGUCGCUGAGCACCUGGUGAUCCGAGCAUGUGAUUCCGAAGGCUUGGAUGUGCGGAUUGUCCGGCCUUCCAUCGUAGGGCCUGCCUGGGCAUAUCCUUUCAUUGGAUGGGCGGGAGACAAGCCCUCCACCAUCGUCGGUGCAGGGACCCUCCUUGCAAAGCGCGGGGUCCGGGCCUUUCGGGACGCCUUCGACCACCCCUGCCCGGUGGUGCCCGUGGACAUGGUGGCUGACAUCUCCGUGAAGGCCUUGGGCGGGGCCUUCAGCAGCGAGCAUGGGCGGAUCUUCCAGGCCUGCUUGGACUCUUCGGAGGCACACCAGAUGCCCUCCUUCCGAUUCUUCACUGCCCACUACUACCAGUUGCUGGCGCUCAGGGGGAGCCUCUCCCUUGCAGAGCUGGGCCUCAUGGCCAAGCUACUGCGUUGGUGCGACAACGCCACAGUUUUCCACAUCGUGCAUGCCCUCAUCAAUGUCCUGCCCAUGAAGCUCUUGGGCCUUCUUCGCAUUUGUUUGGAGAGGAUUUUCGCCUUGGUGGGCAUGAGGCUCAGCAAGCAGUUUUCCACAAUGGUGAAAGUGCUAGAAUCCUGCUGCACCUUGCCGAUGCAGUAUCAUUCGUUCUCGAGUCCAUGCGUGCCAUGGCACUUCCAGUCGACGCUGCGAUUGCCAGAGCAGUGGGACUUCCACGAGUACUUUUUGAUCUGCUGCCGGGCCGGCUACGCCUUUGCCCGGCCAAGCGCUGGGCAGCUGCUGGCCCCAGGGCGCAACUAUGCCAAGGAGUUUGCAGAGAUCCAAAUCUUCGGUCCCAGCUCGGUCCUUUCGGAUCUGAUCACCGCCUUCGCACACCCCAAUGCUGGGCCGCUCUAUGCGAUAGCGGCCUUUGUGGUGAGGCAGGGCCUGAGUUGGCUGAACCUCACAGUGACCGUGGAUGGCGCCUCCCUGCAGUCUAUCAGCAAACUGGAUGUGCCCUUAGUGCUAUGCCCACAGCAUCGCUCCGUUCUCGACUUUGUGAUCAUUGGGCUCACAUGCUUCCAGCUGCAACCUGUUCUGCCUGCAUUGCAGCUCCCCCAAGUGGCAGCAGACGCAGAAUUCUCUGGCCUGCCCUUUCUGGGAUGGGCCUUGGCCGGGCUGGGCGCCUUCUUCGUGCGCCGCGGCGGGGGCUCGGUGCAGCCGGACCCCGCUCUGCGAGCCAAGGUCGGCAAGGUCUUUCGAAGUGGGCGGCCGUUGGAAGUCUUCCUGGAAGGCUUGCGCAGCCGCGGACGCAGGCAGCUGCGGCUACGAACCGGGCUGCUCAAGGCUUUGAGGGACAUCUCUCAGAGGACGGUGGCGCUGGUGCCCCUGGCCAUGUCCUACGAGCUCCUGCCCGAGGACGAGAGCCUUUACCGAGAGAUCUGCGGACUCCCUCGGGAUCCUCUCCGCACCCUGGACCUGGUUUGGUGGGUUUUAAGAGGCCUCCGAGGGGAGCUGCCACCCUUGGGGGAGGCCUUCAUGCGCUUCGGCGUCCUCCACACCUUAGACGCCUCGGCCAACGUGGACUCCCUGGUGUCGGAUGUGCAAAGGGAGCUGGUGGAGCUUUCCUCGGUGACCACGCUGCACUGCCGUGCCCUUGGGGAGGUCUUGGGCUUCGAUGCUGGGGAGGUCGUGGGCUCCUUGGAAGGCCAGGUGCCUCUGCGAAACUCCUGCGUCCCAGACAAGCCCGGCCCAAUGCCCCCAGCGGAGUGCUGGCCGCUGGUGUUGCAGGCCGCGACCUUGAGCCCAAUUCGGCGCCGCCUGCCACGCCACUGGGGCCGAUGGCUGGUGGAGGGUCUGGCAGAAGAGGUAGCCAACGGGAAAGAGACAGGUGCCCAAGCCGAGAGCAAGUUGGCAACGGGGGGUGCACUGGAUCUGGCGGCGCUUGCAACCGCUUUCGAGUCCCACCUCCUGGCUGCGGAAAAAGCCGCGGAGCAGGCCAGCGACGUCUUGCGACAGAGCGGCACCGUGGAGAUCACAGAAGAGCACUUGGUGCAGCAGCUCCUUUCCGACGGCGCGCCCCAAGUGCCUCCGCCUUUGGCCCAGGGGGCUGCGGCGAUCGUGGCCUCCCGCUUCAAGUCCACCCGAGGCUCCGUUGGGGCCUCCGUGAAAGGCAAGCAGCCUGUCCGAGGUUCCGUUGCACCGGUCACCCCUUUGUGGCCGGCGCAUGAGGCUGACCAGCUGAAGAACGAGGAGUCCCUAGAUCGCUGGGGCUUCAAGGACACCAAGUUUGUGGCUCAGUAUGUGGACGGAAAACCGGCCGCGCAAAUCUCCUCCCAGAGGUACAAGGCCUUCGGCCGCCAACCGCUCUUCCGACUGUGGGAUCUCUUCCAGCGUCAGCUCGCCGUCCCCCUCAACGUGCGUGACAUGAUCGCCGAUCGCCCGAUGCCGGAACUGCCGAAGGUUGCGGAGGGUUUGGCGGAGGUCUUGGGAAAGGUCUUGCCUUCUGGCAGGGCGCACUUCGAUCCCGAGUCCCGGAUCCGGGCAGGAACCGGUCAUGGCCUCGCAGAUAUCUGGCGUCUCCGCACUCGGCAGAUGGUGCGCUUCGCAGAUGCCGUGGUUUCUCCAAUCAGCGAGGAGGAAGUGCAGGCUUUGCUGAAAGCCGCGGUGGACUUCAACCACGGAAAAGGUUUCGGUGUCAUACCCGUUGGUGGCCGGACGAACGUCACCUCGGCCACGUUGUGUCCGCCCAAGGAAGUCGACCCUAGACCUUUCGUGGCUCUCGACAUGCGCGGCCUGGCUAGUGUGCUUUGGGUGAACGCAGAAGAUGGUGUUGCCAUGAUCGAGGCAGGAAUCACUGGCAUGAACCUAAAGGAUGCACUGAAGCAGCAUGGGGUCACCAUGGGCAUGGAGCCGGAUUCGAUGGAGCUCUCAACGCUCGGAGGUUGGAUUGCAACCCGGGCUAGUGGGAUGAAGAGGGCCCGCUACGGCAACAUCGAGGACAUGGUCCUGGAGGUGCGCGUCGUGACGCCCACUGGGCCGAUUUGGCAACGGCACGGUGAUCCUCGAGUCCCUGCCCAGUCGCAGACCGCCAUCGGCCGGGCCUCCACCAACAUCGGCUUGCCGUCUCUGGUGCUGGGCAGCGAGGGUUGCCUGGGGAUCAUCACUUCCGCAGUGGUCCGUGUGCGGCCCUUGCCUGAGGUUGUGGAAUAUCAGAGCAUCGUGUUCCCGGACUGGGACCGGGGUGCAGCCUGGAUGCGCGAGGUGGCCCGGAUGCCCGCUGGGCUGCGCCCGGCCUCGUGCCGUUUGAUGGAUCAGAACCAGCUGGAGCUCGCGCAAGCGCUGAAGGAAGGCUCGGAGCAGAAGACCGCGACUAGCAACCUCCGGGCAAGCCUCCGGGAGGCCUACCUGUACUGCAAAGGGGUGUCGCUGGCGCAGGCAUCUGCGGCAACCUUGGUUUUCGAGGGCACUCAUGCCGAAGUGAAGCUCCAGAUGAAGGAGGUCAGCAAGCUCGUGUCUAAAGCAGGCGGGAUUUGGGGCGGUGCCUCUUCGGGGGCAGCUGGCUACACGCUCACCUUUGCAAUCGCCUACUUGCGAGACUUCGGGCUGGACUACCGCAUCUUAGCAGAGUCCUUGGAGACCAUGGCACCUUGGUCGGCCAUCCAUCAGGUCUGGCCCAAGGUCACGGCCUCCGUGGCCCAGAAGCAUCGGGAGUUGUGCCUGCCGGGCAGGCCCUUCAUGUCCUGCCGCAUGACGCAGCUCUAUGACGAAGGAGGUGUCUUGUACAUGUACAUUGCAGUCUGCACGAAUGGCCUGGAGCCAAAGCGUGCUCUGGAGGCCUUUGAGAGUUUGGAGCACACAGCUCGAGAAGCCAUUUUGGAUGCUGGGGGCUGCUUGAGCCACCACCAUGGCGUCGGGAAGCUGCGAGCCUCUCUCCUCCCCCAAACACAAUCCCCAGCACUGACCCAGGUGCUUCGGGACUUCAAAACAGCCCUGGACCCGUCAAAUGUACUGGCUGCCGGAAACGGCAUCUGGGCUGCUUCUCCUGCUGAAGACUCCGAUGACCUGCACAGCAUUGAGAGCGAACCUUUGCAGUCGAGCAUGAGCUGA